CAGAAGAGAAACCGCCUACACCAUCUCCACUUGUCAUUUUAACAGAACGUGUUUGAGGAAGAAGACACGCACGUUCGCGCUUGACUCCAUUUCGGACUUAUGUGUACAUUCUGAGAGGGAACUAUGAGUCGGGGAUCAAAGUCUAGAGGAGUUCAGGAGAACUGUCCCAGCUCUCUGCUGAGCCUACAGGAAAAUGAGAGGUUGGAGGAUCUGCUGGGAAGGAGGUGUGCUUCCCUGGCAACUACAGUGGCACAACUUUACAUGGCUCUGCCACAUAGUCCGACGUGCUGGAGUCUGCAGCACACUGGAGUGGCCUGCUUUGUCAAGGAUAAUCCACGUCGCUCCUACUUCAUCCGCAUCUUUGAUCUCAAGAAAGGACAGAUGAUCUGGGAACAGGAGCUCUAUAACCAAAUGUUCUACCACUGCCCUCGGCCGUUCUUCCAUACAUUUGCUGCAGAUGACUGCCAGGUUGGGCUGAACUUCGCAAACGACCAAGAGGCUGAAUACUUCCUCAGUGUGGUGGAUGAGAAGAUCGCCCAGAGAAACCAGAGGAAUCAGCAAGUGUCAGAGAAGAAACAGCGCCCCCUGCCUUCCAAUGACAGGGGGGGACUACCUCCACUUCCUGGUAAAAGACCCGGCAGUCCACCUUCGCCCUCCAUGGCCACCAUAGACAUCAUGAACCCAGACAUUCAAGCCUCACGCUACCGUUCCGUCGCACCCGUGCCUGCCCCUGCCUUUGUCAGCAAGGGGAAGAAGGACAAGAAAAAGGACAAGAAGAAGAGCAGUAAAAUCUCCAAAGCAGAUAUUGGAGCUCCCAGUGGGUUCAAACAUGUGAGUCACGUGGGUUGGGAUCCCAACAACCUGGACCCAGACCUAAAGAAGCUGCUGUCCUGCGCUGGGAUCAGUGAGGCUGACCUGAACGAUGAGUCGACCUCCCAACUAAUCCAACAGGUCAUCGAGGAUUCAGGUGGCAUGGAGGCUGUCAAGAUGGCCAUGAACAGUGAAUCAGGCUUUCCCCCAGGUCGGUCGGGUCCUCUCCCCCCUGUACCCAGCAGUUGUUCCUUCCCUCCUGCCCCACCUCCUUCACGGGGGGGUCGCUCUGGCCCCCUACCCCCUCUCCCAGGACAGUCAGGACGAGGUCCGCCUCCCUCCCAGUCCUCUCCUUCACGUGGAGCCCUGCCACCCCCACCCCCCACUGGUGGCCGGUGUGGACCACCACCACCUCCACCAUCCAUGUCACAUGCCUCUCCUCCGCCUCCUCCUCCCCCUGGCCCUGGCCACCAGCGCUCCAUGCCUGCUCCUCCUCCCCCUGUUCCAUCCACACCCAGCAGAGGAGGCCCAGCUCCGCCACCUCCUCCUCCUCCCCCGCCGCCAUCAGCCCCAAGCUGCGGAGCUUUCCCACCUUCACCCCCGUGUAAAGGCCCUCCGCCACCUGCUCCUGGACCUACAGAAGGUGCUGAAGGAGGCGGAAGAGGAGCUCUGCUUGACCAGAUCCGCCUGGGAAGGAAACUUAAGAAUGUCACAGACAGUCCGGAGCCACCUCCGCCUGCCCAGUCAGAACCAGGGGGCAUAGUAGGAGCUCUGAGAAUGGCAAUGGAUAAGCGGAGUAAAGUCAUCCACUCCUCAGAUGAAGGAGAAGAAGACGGAGGGGAUGAAGAUGAAGAUGACGAUGAAUGGGAUGACUGAUAAGUGCAUUCUGUACUGUAUUAUUUACCACGGACUCCAGAUUUGUGUUGGUCACUGGAAGGUGACAUGUUGCACAUUGAAAAUGUAUACCUGCCGAUUGCUACAAACAAGGUUUGCGUGAAAGACCCAAAUUUGAAAGAAACAACCUGACUGGGAAAGGCUUAAUGGGAUGACGUUUAUAUUUGUCAUUUGAACAUUUCCAGUGUAGGACUGUGCUAUGUACAACAUGUGACAGUAUGUUGCUGGUCAAUAUCGUGUCCAGAGAUGGUCAGGACUUAUUCAUACAGUACUGUUGCUACCCAUUCCCAUUAAAAGUUACAAUUUGACAUUUGCUGGAAUGUAGUAUAAAAACAAAUAUAA
Molecule: messenger RNA, 2046 nt
Organism: Esox lucius (northern pike)
Lineage: Eukaryota; Metazoa; Chordata; Actinopteri; Esociformes; Esocidae
Product: WASP actin nucleation promoting factor
Exons: 11
Coding region: 124-1686 (520 amino acids)
Biological process (GO): actin filament organization
Molecular function (GO): actin binding
Source: RefSeq, a predicted model, not a curated record